AUGGUUAUCUUAAAAUUAAUUUUAUUUUCAGUUUUAGUCAAUUUUGUAUUUACCAUCUAAGGUGCUGACGUUACUUGUUCAGGCACUGCAUGCACAACUUCUGGUAAUUGUCCUUAAGUUCCUACAACUCCAUCUGGCUUAGCUUGGUAAAAUGGUGCUAGUACUGGAAAAUGUGCUAUAAAUAAUUGCCCUACUAAUACAUCAUCUGGACUUGUUGGUGCAUCUGACCUCUUCUGCUUAUCUUGCCAAGGUACUACUAGUAGCUCAGUAAAGGCAGUAUAUUCUAACACUUAAAUGACAGGAUGCGUUGCAGCAUCUGCAACGUGUGGAAGUUCUAGAACCAAAAAUACAUGGAGUGACUCUGAUUGUCUUGCUUGUAAUGGAUCUUCCUUACAGUAUGCUAAGUCAGAUUAAUCUGGUUGUGCUGCUACAUAAAAAUCAAAUAUUCUAUUAUUUAGUUCUCUCAUUUUAUUAUGUUUAUUAUUAAUAUGA
Tetrahymena thermophila SB210 is the source of this 492-nucleotide messenger RNA. Its product is annotated as cell surface immobilization antigen. The record is from RefSeq and is a predicted model, not a curated record. The transcript has a single exon. NCBI's taxonomy places the organism in Eukaryota, Ciliophora, Oligohymenophorea, Hymenostomatida, Tetrahymenidae.